Nothobranchius furzeri (turquoise killifish) is the source of this 1387-nucleotide messenger RNA. It is a transcript of the gene atpaf1, whose product is annotated as ATP synthase mitochondrial F1 complex assembly factor 1. Gene Ontology annotation, biological process: mitochondrial proton-transporting ATP synthase complex assembly. Gene Ontology annotation, cellular component: mitochondrion. The record is from RefSeq and is a predicted model, not a curated record. Lineage: Eukaryota; Metazoa; Chordata; Actinopteri; Cyprinodontiformes; Nothobranchiidae.
UCCUUCAUCACUUCCGUCCGGAUGAUUAUAGAUGUGGGACGGGAGCGAUGGAAAAAUGUCGGCGGCGUUGCUCCAAAUGUCAUGUUUGUACCGGGGGAUGUUCGCCGUCCGGACCACCGGUACCAGAACGCUGAUCCCCGGGUUGGUCCCGGCGCAGUUCCGAGCCUUUUCGGUGCGGAAGGAACCCGACCUGGAGGAGAACCCGUUCUAUAACAAGUACCAGGACAAGAUCCAGAAGCUCCGCAGUUCCAAACCACAGGAGUACAAGGAGCGCCUGGAGAAACGGCAGGACACCAAGAAGGAGAUCCUGGGACAUUCGAAGCAGGCGGAGUUUGUCCAACUCAUGGAGGAGGAGUUUGAGAAACGAGACAAGAUGGCUGCUGGUGACGAAGCAUCAGGAGGUUUCACCAAGAACAAGACUCUGGGCUCCAUCUUGAACAUGGAGAUGAUCAAAGACAAGACAGGCGAGGAGAUAGCAGAGCUUUGGACGAGAUAUUAUUCCGCCAAAGACACAAUCAGCGCCGUCAUCCCGUCACACACAUACGAGGUGAUAUUCAGCAGAUCCCAGACCUGCCCCAUGUUCCUUUACGCUCUGCCUCAGAAGGACGGUUACGAGUUCUUCGUGGGUCAGUGGUCCAGACACGAGCUCCACUUCACCUCCCUCAUAAACGUUCAGACGCUGGGCGAGACUGCUCCGAGUCAGCUGAUCCUCUACCACUACCCGGACCUGAAGGAGAGGGGCGUUGUGCUGAUGACGGCUGAGAUGGACCCAAAGUUCAUAACCAUCCACCAGGCUCAGUGUUUGGCCAAUCAGGUGCAGCUGUUCUACGGUGCUCAGAGGCAGGAGACGUACCGAUUGGUGGAGACGUUCAACUACCAUCCUGCAGACUUCAGACACAUGUCUGUGAUCGCCGAGCUGGAGCAGAGCGGGCUGGGGGGCGCCGACGCCUCCGGGGGCUCCCGAGAUAAAAACUGUUGACAUUUAAAGUUUCAGAGACUUCCUUCAUCUUCUCAGCCCUUCUCUCAUGGAACCAUUCCGGUGAAUGGAUGAACUCUUCUCACGGCCACAGGAGAGCCAUGUGGAUGAAUAAACGAGCGGCUGAAGUUAGCUGUGUGUGCUUUAUAGGAAGCCUAGGAGCAAAGUUUGGUGGUUAGGUCAGAGGCUCUUUUCCUCCCAGAGCUGAAUCAAAGGAAACAUCUGGCUUCAGGCUGAGUUUGGUAAGAAAAUUCAGUCGAAACGGAUCAUUUCUCAGCUUUAUUUAUCUAAAACAUGUAAAUGCAGUGCAAAUCCCCGAGGAGUCCUCAGAGAUGAUCAGAUGUACAAAAACAUUUGUCUGGUGACGUCAUCGUUUAAACAAACAGUAACGUAUUAAAGACAUAAAAAAUC